AUGAUACAGGAUAUUGAAAUGUUGCCGAAACAGGCAGAUCUUGAUGACAAGGAGAGGCUCUCCAAGAUGCUCUGGCGUGACGAACAUAACGGCGCGCCAUGA
This is a messenger RNA of Plenodomus lingam JN3, 102 nucleotides long. Lineage: Eukaryota; Fungi; Ascomycota; Dothideomycetes; Pleosporales; Leptosphaeriaceae. The record is from RefSeq and is a predicted model, not a curated record.